Messenger RNA from Rubroshorea leprosula, 490 nucleotides. Lineage: Eukaryota; Viridiplantae; Streptophyta; Magnoliopsida; Malvales; Dipterocarpaceae. The record is from the annotation of a GenBank genome assembly.
ACAUAGAUGAAAUCCAUCAAUAUUGCCCCCAUAACUCAGACACUCCACGUGAAACAAGCUACAAGUUUAUUAAGAGUUUUAGAACUCAACCAUGCAAGAUUGUAGGAUAGGAUUUGUAACAUUCCCUGUGAAGUAUCAAUGUGUUGUCUUUAGACCAUUUAAAGGCGAGAUCUUAGAAGCUGUUGUGACUAUGGUCAACAAGGCAGCUGUUUUCUAUUUGCUACUCUCCUGACUUAAUGAUAAGAUUAUCUUAUGAACCAUGGAUUUCUACUGCUUUACCGAUAACUGCAUUUGUGAUUCCUACAGAUGGGAUUCUUUGCAGAGGCUGGACCUAUUCAAAUUUUUGUUUCAAACCAUGUAAGUAUUUUUCCCUUUUUAAUAAGGUUUCUGCUCCAAGAGGAUUGCUAUAUUCAUCUUGUGACAAGCAUUUUCAUUUUUCCAUUCAAAUCUAUGCCCUUUGUGCUUAAUUCAAUAAUUAGUCUAUUAACUA